Molecule: messenger RNA, 3753 nt
Organism: Odontomachus brunneus
Lineage: Eukaryota; Metazoa; Arthropoda; Insecta; Hymenoptera; Formicidae
Gene: rump
Product: myelin expression factor 2
Exons: 8
Coding region: 220-1986 (588 amino acids)
Biological process (GO): regulation of mRNA stability involved in response to oxidative stress
Cellular component (GO): cytoplasm; nucleus; post-mRNA release spliceosomal complex
Molecular function (GO): mRNA binding
Source: RefSeq, a predicted model, not a curated record
CCUGUGACGGCCAUUUUAUAGGACGCUCGAUGUCUACGUACAUUUAAGGACUAGUUUAUGGCGCAGUCGUGUUAUCAUAUUAACAGAGUAUCGAAAAUGUCUAUAUAAUUUGAUUGACCAAUCUUGGUCCUGGGUUCCUGGGUCAUUAGUAAUAAUAGGAGAAACAAGGACUAAUUUAUAAAAUCAUCUCAAAGUUUAGUGUCAGCCGGUUUCUCGACUAUGAUAAAGGAAGACAAUCAGCCGCAAAAUAACGAUGACAGAGACAGAAGCAGAGAACGCGACCGCAACCGAAGAUCGGAUAGGCCGAAUCGUCUGAAUUCCGCUACUCGCGAUCGCAGCAGGGAAAGGAAUGAACGUGGCAGGAAAGCUUCCGACAGACGGAUCUAUGUAUCCAAUAUUCCUUAUGAUUUCCGCUGGCAGGAUCUCAAGGAUCUGUUCAGGACAGAAGUCGGGAAAGUAGCACAUGUGGAGCUCUUCACUGACGAAAAUGAUAAGCCCAGAGGAUGUGGGAUAGUGGAGUUUGAAGAGUCAGACUCUGUCAAGAUAGCUGUUGAGAAAAUGCAUCGGUAUGACAUCAAAGGCAGAAAACUUGUUGUCAAAGAAGAUUUCGACGUUGAACGCGAUAAGUAUGGACGUUUGACAACAGGUCGUAACAACGAUAGAACUCGCGAUGACAGAUUCAGAGAUUCUCCCAGACAGCAAGGAGGUGGACGACAAAACAUGUCUACGCCUAGCGGCGGCGGUGUUGGCGGCGGCGGCGGCGGCGGCGGCGGCGGUGGCGGCGGCGGCAGUGGUGGUGUUGGCGGAGGCGGUGGCGGGGGUGGCGGUGGCGGCGGCGAUAAUAAAUUCGGGAAUACAUAUGGUCUUAGCACACAGUUCUUAGAGUCUUUGGGCAUCAACGGUCCAUUAGUCACUAGAGUCUUUGUCGCUAAUCUGGACUACAAGGUCGACGAAAAGAAAUUGCUUGAGGUAUUCAAGUUGGCGGGCAAAGUGUUGCAUGUCGAAUUGGGGAAAGAUAAGGACGGCAAAUCGAGAGGCUUCGGGGUCGUGGAAUAUGAUCACCCGGUAGAAUCGGUCCAAGCGAUAUCGAUGUUACAUAAUCAACAACUGUUCGAUAGACGCAUGACUGUGAGACUUGAUAGAGCUAACGAGCCGGAUAUGCCUCCUAAAUUACCGGAAGGCUUGAAGGGCAUCGGUAUGGGUCUUGGAGCUGGUGGCAACAGAUUGUUGGACGUGGCUCGAAACAUUCCCAAUGUGCAAGCGAACAACCCACCAGUGGUGAAUCCAAUUUCGGCGCCAGUUCUGGCGGCUGGUGCUUUCGGAGCCAGCUUGAAUAACGUCGUGCCAGCACAGCUGGCGUCAGCACUCUCAAAUACUAACGCAGCGGCUUUACAAGCCAGUCUAGCUGGUGGCCUGGGAGCCAAUCUCACUACUAGUUCGUUGCUCAACUCUUCGUUGACCAAUGAAUUGGCAUCGAAUCUGAACAACUUCGGCGGUGGCGUGGGUGGAUUGAGCGGACUUCAAGCAUCUUUAGCUGGCGGACAAGGCAAUAACUCAUUUGCGCCACGUGGUUUGUCUAAAUUAGACAGUGACAUAGGCUUCGGCGGCAACAACGCCUUUGGGAGCUCCAAUUUCGGAGGCGGCAGAGACUUUGACGGCGGAUUCAACAGAGGUGACGGUGAUCGUGUCUCCGCUGGCGGUGGAUUCUCUGGAAACCAGAGCCAAACCGGGGGCGGCAAUCGACAGAACUCCAACGGUUCACGCUCGAUGUCGGACACCAUUCUCAUCUGUAAUUUACCUCCAAACACGACAUGGCAGAUGUUGCGCGACAAGUUCCAGGACGCGGGAGAAGUAAAGUUUGCGGAAAUGAGAGGCACUGAUAUGGGCAUGGUACGGUUUGCAUCCGAUUGGGAUGCUGAGCGUGCAGUGACUAUGAUGAACCGGACACGCAUCGACGGCCGAACGAUCGAUGUACGCCUGUACUAAAAGAGGAGUCGUGGAUCAGUGGACAAUACAAGGUAAUGUUAAUAGACAAGAUCUACUUGCGAGUAGUCACGCUUAAUCAUAACUUAUUGACGCAGCGUGAGAAAACUGGGGGUAUUUGUGUUGUCGUCUGCAGGAUUGUUCCGCUCCCGAUGACAAUACUUGAAAUUCAUCCUAGUUAUGACGUGGCAGAACUUUAGAGAACAGUGAGUGAGGGAGAGAGAGGGGGAGAAGUAUCUAUUCUUCGGAAGAUCAGCAAGUCUUGUUCAAUUAUGGCUACUCCACGUCGAAAUGGUCGUGUCCACUGCUGACGAUCGCCCUCUCCGCACCCCAUCCACCCACCUGCCACCACUACAAGCACCUUCCACUUCCAAGUUCCAUUCUGUUCCUGAAGUCUUUUUAUCUGUCUUUUUCUUGUUGCGAUUUUUCAAUGCGAUAUCGUUUACACCACGCCGCCUUAUGGUUCCUUUUUGCAGUGGAAGUCUUUACUAAUUGUUCGCCUCUUAAAUCGAUCUUUUUUUCUAGUGAUAUCGAGACAUAGUUUAGUUGUUUAGGUAUAGGUUCACAAUGAUCGUUACUGUGUAAGCUAGUAGGUCCCUUUUUUCAGUGUAUAGGUUACUUUAUUGUUUUACAGUAAUUAGCAAAUGUAAUCCGUAAGUUUAUAUCUUAGUCGUCAUGACGAGAGAUCGAUUGGCUGUCCAUCGUUCGCUUUUAAAAAGUGACGCUCUGGUUGUUCCACCAAACAGGGAUAGAGAUUAAUCUAUCGAUCGUUCACGGGAACGCACUUCUACCACGUCGUGAAGAAGACACAAGAAAAUAAGAGAAAAUCAUUGUCCGCUCGAACUGCUGAUUAACGCUCGUGUGUGUCUGUCUUUUUUUGACUCUUAUCGAAAUUACCAAUAGGCGCGCUCGUUACAAAUCUCGCUCUAUGCAGAUCGUGCUAGAGAGCCUAGCUAUUCUCAUCGAAUUCUCGUCGAAUCGCUCGUAUUUUCCAAAGUAACGUGAGGUUUUUUGACAUCGUGACGCUUUUUCAACAACAGGGAACCAACAACAUGCUCCGUCGCGAUAGGAUCUAUUAUUAUUGUUUUUAUUACUUUUUGUUCUUUAAUUUUUUGCAGUAUACUACGCACUGUUCCUUCUAUUGCAUUAUUGUUAUAAGACAGAGCUCGGGAAGUGUAUCUCUUGUCGAGCUCUGUUUUAAAAGAAUUGAACUGUUCUUAGACACGACGAUACACGGAAAUUUGUUAUAGUCGCCGCUUCAGGACGAUCCUCUCUCGAUUCGGUGUGUUUCGUGACUCGGGCGUGCCAACGUCGAAUCAAAUUUACAUCUCUGAAUAGGAAAUUCGGUUAAACUGGCUUUUUUGCGUUCUCCGCGCCGUUUUAAUAUGUUUACCAAAAAGUAAAAUCGUGCUCUCUGCGUCGAACGUAGAUUUUGGUUUUGUCUUUUUUUUUUAUUAUUUUUUUUAUUAACUUUUGUUCGAUAUCGUCCCUGUGCCGCACCCCUCUAUGGGAUAUCCUUUCAUUCCUCAUGGAGGGAUAAAGUCGCACCACCGCUUUCGGUGGACACAAUGGACGUUAUUGUCGUCGCAAUCAGCUCGGUGUUUCCUGGAUGUUAUUUUUUGGUAAACAUAACAGCUCCCCUCUCGCCAUGUAGACGAUUUCGAGGAACAUGUUGCGCAUUGUACAACACACUCUUGUAUAACCACAAUCUCAUGACAGUGAUUGAAUAAAAUUCAGAUUCGUUUUGUGAUUACAUCAAGAAAAAAAGAA